Triticum dicoccoides is the source of this 1036-nucleotide messenger RNA. Its product is annotated as glycine-rich RNA-binding protein 2, mitochondrial-like. The record is from RefSeq and is a predicted model, not a curated record. The transcript has 5 exons. The coding region runs from base 142 to 837 and encodes 231 amino acids. Lineage: Eukaryota; Viridiplantae; Streptophyta; Magnoliopsida; Poales; Poaceae. Gene Ontology annotation, molecular function: RNA binding.
GCAAAGGGUCGACGAGACGCACCCAGGUCUUACUCCUACCCGCGCCGCCGCCUCAGGAUCCUCUGCCCCUCGCCGCCGCAAGGAGCAGCACCACGCCGCGCCGCCGUCUCCCUCCACUGCAGCAGGCAGCAGAUUGGGACCAUGGCCUUGGUUAAUAAACUUGGCAACCUGCUCAAGAAAGCCACCAGCUCGAACCCGACUCUCUACCAGGCGAUAAGAUGCAUGUCAUCAUCGAAGCUUUUCGUUGCAGGGCUUUCCUUUAACACAGACGAGGGCAGUCUGAGAGAUGCCUUUUCCCAUUAUGGAGAAAUUAUUGAUGCUAAGAUUAUCGUAGACCGUGACACUGGGAGGUCUAGAGGUUUUGGCUUUAUAACUUAUGCAGCAGAAGAACAGGCUUCAUCUGCCAUCAUGGCCUUGGAUGGAAAGGACUUACAUGGACGCAAUCUACGGGUUAGUGCUGCCACUGAGAGGACUGCUGGCUUCCGUAAUGGUGCUGGUUAUGGAGGUGGUGGUGGCAGCUUUGGAGGAGGAGGAUAUGGCGGUGGUGGCUAUGGAGGAGGUGGUUAUGGUGGCAACGGUGGCGGCGGCGGCGGUGGUUAUGCCCCCCCUGUGGGAAAUGAUGCCUUCUCUGGAGGCAGCUUUGCUCCUGCUGGCAGCGACAACUUUGCUGCCGGCAACUUUGGUGGAAACCAUGGUGCUCCUGCAGGUUCCACCAGUGGUGAUGAGUUCUCCCUCGGCACCCCUGGUUCCAGCUUUGAAAGCGCCAAGAAUGACGAUGUCAUGGACGACCUCUUCAAGGAUGAUGAACCUGACAAGUACGCCAGCAAGAAUGUCUAGGGCUCCAGUCUGCAUCUCCUUCUGCAAGUCCCUAAAUAUGUACCUUGGAUAAGUGUGAGGUGGAUGAUCCUCCAGACCAGAGACUACUUUCUUGAUGACUGUCUAGAUACCAAAAUAACUUAUGCAAGUACCUGCGUUGAGGUGACAAUGAGAAUGACUUUCUGUUUGCCUGAUUUAGCAUUUCUUUUCUCUUCACAAA